This is a messenger RNA of Ricinus communis (castor bean), 1488 nucleotides long. RefSeq names its product bifunctional peptidase and (3S)-lysyl hydroxylase Jmjd7. Bases 111 to 1238 code for a protein of 375 amino acids. Gene Ontology annotation, molecular function: 2-oxoglutarate-dependent dioxygenase activity. The record is from RefSeq and is a predicted model, not a curated record. NCBI's taxonomy places the organism in Eukaryota, Viridiplantae, Streptophyta, Magnoliopsida, Malpighiales, Euphorbiaceae. The transcript has 4 exons.
GUUCUAUUUGGCUCCACUGGGUUAGAUUAGAGUGCUAAUUAUAGAUUAAAUGACCCAAAGUAUGUCCCGAAGAACCGGCCAUCUUAAGCAAUAGAAGAAGGAAAGGGCUUAUGAGGUUUAUAGAGAGAGCGAGGGAAACAGCUGACAAAAAGAUGAAAAACCAAAAUCAAAUCAAAUCCUUAUGGGAUGAAGUAAGAGAACUGAGUUUAUCAACAACAAUAGAACGCUUAGAUUCACCUCCAACUCCCCUUGAAUUCUUAAGAAACUACGUAUCACCCAACAAACCUUGCAUCAUCUCUAAUGCCAUCUCUCACUGGCCAGCUCUCUCUCUCUGGCCAAAUCACUCCUACCUUACUCACUCUCUCUCUCACUCCUCAGUCUCUCUCCACCUCACCCCUCACGGCCGUGCUGAUUCCCUUGUCCCCACGCCCACCAAUUCACUCUGUUUUGCCUCCGCCCAUGUCAAGAGCUUGCCUUUUCCACUUGCUGUCAAUUGGGUUCUCAAUAGUCAAGUUGGCAAGUCAGUAGCCUACUUGCAACAGCAGAAUGAUUGUUUUAGAACUGAGUAUUUUGAUGCUCUGGGUUCUGAUUGUGAUGGUCAUAUUGAGUGGGCUACUGAGGCUUUUGGUUGUUUACCUGAGGCCGUCAAUUUGUGGAUUGGUAAUCAUUUAUCUGAGACUUCUUUUCAUAAGGAUCAUUAUGAGAAUUUAUAUGCUGUUGUUUCUGGUGAGAAGCAUUUUUUGUUGCUUCCUCCUACUGAUGUGCAUAGAUUGUAUAUUAGGGAUUAUCCUGCUGCACAAUAUUCUUAUUCUCAGGAAAUUGGAGAGUUUAGAUUGGGAGUGGAGGAACCAGUCAGGUAUGUGCCAUGGAGCAGUGUGAAUCCUUACCCUUCUCCUGAGGAUAAAGAGAGUGAAAUGGCUAACUUUCCUUUGUAUUUUAAUGGUCCAAAGCCGUUUCAAUGUACAGUCAAGGCUGGAGAGGUUCUUUACUUGCCAAGUAUGUGGUUUCAUCAUGUACGACAAAGUCCAGAUGUCAAUGGAUGCACUAUUGCCAUAAACUAUUGGUAUGAUAUGCAGUUUGAUAUCAAGUAUGCGUAUUUCAACUUCGUGCAAUCAAUUCAUUAUGAACAUGAGAAUUCAGGUUCUGAUGUAUCUGAGUGCAACUUGAGAGAUAAAUCCUGUAUUGGUGCAUCUGAAGUGGAUGCUGUGGAGUCGAACAAAGAUAAUGAAAACGAAUGAGCUCAUCUCUUUACUUUCCUUAAUAGCCUAUUUGCUGAACUCUUCAUACACUAUGAAUUGUGCGCAAGAACUGUUAUGCAUUAUGUGUACGCCACCAUAGAACCAUUUAUUUGACACAUAAGGGGUAUUUCAGUUUCCGUAGUCAUUUUGAGGUCUUAGAAUACUUUGGCUAUUUUGCGAUAUAUGGUUUUGGUAUUUGUCAAUGUCUCGCUAUAGAUUAAUGGCAUCAUUAACCUGCAAAUUUGCAAUA